AUGAGCUUUGUCACUGUGGGGGGAGUGAAGGUGUUUGGCGCUGGGACCAAACUGAUUGUGUCUGAACAAAAUGAAGACCCUCACCGAGUUACCGGGGUCGAACGGCUCGAACCGCCGCCGGUGUCUCUUCAUAUUAGAGUCGUUCUUGUCACGUGCUUUGUCACUGUGGGAGCUGGGAAGGUGUUUGGCGCUGGGACCAAACUGGUUGUGUCUGACACUCCAGCUGAGCGGCCGCAGGUCAGCGUCUUCCGUGCCAGUAACGAUCGGGUGGCAUGUGUCGCUUACGGUUUUUUCCCAGAUGUCAUUAAGUUUGAGUGGAAGAAAAAAGUAAGAGACACAACUGAGGCGCUGAAUACCAACGAGAAGGACGAGCAGCUGGACCUGCCCAUCACCAAGAUCGAAGAUGGCAGCGACAAAUACUCGGCCACCAGCCUGCUCAUCUACAAAGGGGGAAACCCGAGCUACAAGUUUGUGUGUGUGGUGAAUCACGAAGGCUUCACAAAGCCAGAAGAGUUCACAGAAGUCAUUCCAGAAAGCCCGGCGUCAUCCAGUGGACACGUCAAACACGUCACUGAGGCGGGCGAUUUGGAGACGGACGACUGCAGGGCCCAGUAUGCUGAAGGUCUCGAUUUCCAGCCCUUCAACGUGGCCACCUUGUCCUACACGUUGUUCAUCCUGAAGAGCGUCGUGUACUGCGCUGUGGUGGUCUUUCUGACAUAUCAGAGCAAAUCUGUGUGAACACAAAGGUCACGGAGAGAACUGGGAAGAAGAAGAAGAGUAGGAGGAGGAAGAGCAAACGUCUGCCACGCGUCUUCGUCAGUCUCGGUGGGUUUAAAACUCGUCACCGGGACGUCAGCGGCUUUCACUGUCACGUCAGUCAUAAUAACAUGAAAAUCCAGCAAUCGUGAAAUCCAAAGGAACCAAAUAGCGCAAAAUGUCUGCUCUGUGACGCUUUGGGGCUACACGCGGGGCGGGGGUCUCCUUGUCACCUGGCACAGGUCACCCACCGCUCCAGGGGCACUGCCUGGCUUUGAGUUGCUGUAACUUUUUGAAGCUGUCAUUUUGUGUUGAAUUUAUCGUUAAAUAAAAAAACUUUAA
Molecule: messenger RNA, 1098 nt
Organism: Erpetoichthys calabaricus (reedfish)
Lineage: Eukaryota; Metazoa; Chordata; Cladistia; Polypteriformes; Polypteridae
Exons: 5
Coding region: 1-738 (245 amino acids)
Source: RefSeq, a predicted model, not a curated record